GAGCCAGUGACCAAAUUGGGUUAUUAUUAGAAAUUGGCGGGAAAAUAGGACACACAUUCCAGCGACACCGCCUCGUUUGAAAUCCAAGGAGAAGAAGAAUGGAUGCGGAACCAAAACCAUCGUCGUCGGAGGCGUCGUCUUGCUGGAGAAAAGAAUUAGACACCAACCUUAAGAGGCUCCAAUCUCUUCUAUUCGGCGCGGACAUCGCUCUCGAGAAGCGAGAUUACUCUUAUGCUCAACUACUCUCCCUCCGUCUCAUCGGUUUCCUAGAUUCUCAGUCCUUAAACGACGUAGACGAAGCCAUCAUUCGUCCAAUUCGCCGUGAAGCUCUCUCGAAACUGGAUUCUGCUAGUCAAUCACUCAUUCCUGACUCGGAUCGUCAAGCGUUUGAGCUAGCUGGUAGAGAUCCAGGGGUGGCUUUCCACAAGCAAGGGGAUAUCAACAUUGAGAAAAUUAAGCAAUCAAAAUAUUUUAAAGCUCUUCUCCAACAUUCUAAAGGAAAUACUCUAAAUGAGGAUGAUGAACCUGAAAAGAAGGAAGAUAUCAGUGGCAAGACUUCAAAAGUUCCUGUACAUGGAAAAUCAACAACCUUUUAUGGAGGCAUCUCAAGGACAAACAACAGUAUACAUAAUAGUUUUGUCAACUCAGUAGGAAAUGGUCUCAAGGAUUGUAAUCUUGUUGAGGGUCGUGGUUUGUCUACAUAUAUAAAUUCUGAGGAAGAAAGAACAAAUGGAAGUAGCUUGAGACCCAAGCGAUCUCGCAUGGAAACCAUUAGCCCAAAGAAUGAAAUACUCUUGUCUCCAUCAAGCAAGAAUGAAGCUGAUACUGGUAUUACUGGCAAUGGUUUUGUUACUGCUAGAACAAAAUUGGAAAUGGAUGCGAGGCAAAAGAGAGGGAUGGCUGGAUCACCAAAUUCUUCAGUUUCCCCACAAAGUGAUGGAAACAACAGAGGCUAUGGUGUCAAAUCCUAUCCACCACGCCGUGGAAUCCGUGGUUUUGUUCCCCCUAUUAGAUCCAACGGGGGUAAUACUGGUAAUGUAGCUUCACGUGCAAAUGCAACAAAAGGUGAAGAUGCAUUAGAUGAUUCAACAAAAAGAUGCAUGGAUGCGCUAUGUGGUCCUGAUGGUGAACUUCCAGAGAAGUUAAGGAAUUUAGAGCCUCGCCUUAUUGAGCACAUUAGUAAUGAGAUAAUGGAUGGUAAACCCAAUGUUCGUUGGGAUGAUAUUGCUGGAUUGCAUCAUGCAAAAAAAUGUGUUACAGAAAUGGUGAUAUGGCCUUUGUUACGCCCUGAUAUUUUCGAAGGUUGUCGUUCUCCAGGACGAGGGCUUCUUCUAUUUGGCCCACCAGGAACGGGUAAAACUAUGAUAGGUAAAGCUAUUGCUGGAGAGUGUAAUGCAACAUUUUUUUACAUAUCUGCAAGUUCACUAACCAGUAAAUGGAUUGGAGAGGGUGAGAAGCUAGUGAGGGCUCUUUUUGGAGUUGCCAGCUGUCGUCAGCCAGCUGUAAUAUUUGUGGAUGAAAUUGAUUCUCUGCUGUCCCAGCGUAAGUCAGAUGGUGAGCAUGAGUCAAGCAGGCGACUUAAGACGCAGUUUCUCAUUGAAAUGGAAGGAUUUGAUAGUGGAAGUGAGCAGAUUCUACUCAUAGGAGCGACAAAUAGACCACAAGAGUUAGAUGAGGCAGCUAGGAGGCGAUUGACAAAGAGACUUUAUAUUCCACUCCCUUCCUCAGAAGCAAGAGCCUGGAUAGUUCGUAAUCUUUUAAACAAGGAUGGACUUUUUAAUCUCUCAACAGAGGAUAUUGAUACCAUAUGCAAAUUAACACAUGGGUAUUCAGGAUCUGAUAUGAAGAAUUUAGUCAAAGAUGCUUCCAUGGGUCCACUCAGGGAGGCUCUGAGACAAGGCACUGAAAUCACCAAACUUCAAAAGGAGGAUAUGAGGCCAGUUAGUCUACAGGACUUUGAGAAUGCACUACAGGAGGUGAGACCUUCUGUUUCUCUGGAUGAACUUGGCACAUAUGAAAUUUGGAAUAAUCAAUUUGGGAGCUUAUCGCCAUCAACAAAGUAGCCUCCAAGUAAAUUUGAUAUUUAGUUUAUUCAUAACUUGAAGGGGCGCAAGUUUCAAAGCCUCUCUUGUGUAAGAACUUGAAAUCGUUUCAAAAUGUUCAAUGACAACUAUUUUUACUCCAUAA
Lactuca virosa is the source of this 2187-nucleotide messenger RNA. NCBI's taxonomy places the organism in Eukaryota, Viridiplantae, Streptophyta, Magnoliopsida, Asterales, Asteraceae. The record is from the annotation of a GenBank genome assembly.